CUCCUCACUGUGAACUCACUUUUUUUCCUCCUCAUAUAGUAGCAGCAUCACAGCAAUGGGAGGUUUAUUCUCUAAGCCUUCACCUCCACCUCCACCUCCUCCCACUUUCGACGAACCAUGGAGAGAGCUGUCUUGGGGAGAAAAUACCAGAGAUCUCCAGUAUGCCAGGGAUUACCAACCUCAGAGUGGGGGCGUCUCACAUCUCAGAGUCAUGCUGUACGGGCCAGUCGGAGCAGGAAAGUCCAGCUUCAUCGACUCUGUCAGCAACACCUUACGGGGAAGAAUGGGUAUGGAGACCAUGACCGGCACAGAUCAAUCUACUAAAGGUCAAAGUCUCACCAAAAGAUAUAAGACUCAUCGGAUCAAGAAAGAUGGCAGAAAUGGCUAUUACAACUUUGUCUUCAAUGACGUCAUGGGUAUCGAGGAUGGAACUGGACGUGGUGUCCACGUGGACGACAUCAAACUGGCCAUGCAGGGACACGUGAAGGACGAAUACAAGUUCAACCCAGUAAGCCCACUGACCAGUGAUGAUCCCGGCUACAACCAGUCACCGUCUCCAGAUGAUAAAAUUCAUGUCCUGGUUUGCGUCUAUUCUGCCAACGCCUCGGAGAUUACAGACUCCGUUCUACACAAGAUGAGGGACAUCAGAGAGGCUGCCUGCGACUUGGAUAUUCGCCAGCUUCUCAUUGUCACCAAAGUGGAUGAAGCCUGUCCUGAAACUCAGGAAAGUCUGAGGAAUGUCUACAAAAGCAAGCAUGUGAAGAAAAAGAUGGCAGAGUUCAGCUCAAAAGUGGGGAUUCCAAUGAGAUUUGUCCUUCCUGUGAAGAACUACAGUGAUGAAAUUUCCAUCGAUCCUGACGCUGACACGCUGAUCCUGUGUGUACUGAGAUUGAUUCUUGACUUCGGAAACGAUUUCCUUGAACAAUGUGCACAGAAUACAUCCACAGACUGAUGCCACCAGUCCAUCGCAGGAUAUGCACGCACGCCCACACACACACACACACACACACACACACACACACACACACACACACACACACAAAUAUCUUUAAAUUCACAGAUUUUUUGUGCUUCAUUUUCUUUACAGAAUCAAUAGUAACGCAAUUUGUGAUUUUAAUUGUGUUCUGUGCUGAAGUGGUGU
This is a messenger RNA of Salarias fasciatus (jewelled blenny), 1141 nucleotides long. Its product is annotated as interferon-induced protein 44-like. The record is from RefSeq and is a predicted model, not a curated record. NCBI's taxonomy places the organism in Eukaryota, Metazoa, Chordata, Actinopteri, Blenniiformes, Blenniidae. Bases 56 to 952 code for a protein of 298 amino acids. The transcript has 9 exons. Gene Ontology annotation, biological process: immune response.